GCUACCACCUCACUUCUCAUAGCACCGCCUUCAGCUGACAAUGACGCGAAACAAGUCACCCUGGGGUCCUCUGAGACUGUCAAACUCGACGCUUUGGGACCGAUAGUAGUGAAUAGUGAUGGGACUUUAUCGAGGAUUGCAAACUGGGAGAAAAUGACAGAGGAGGAGAAAGAAAGAACGAUACGUGUCGUUGCGGCUCGGAAUAGG
Molecule: messenger RNA, 207 nt
Organism: Suillus clintonianus
Lineage: Eukaryota; Fungi; Basidiomycota; Agaricomycetes; Boletales; Suillaceae
Exons: 2
Source: RefSeq, a predicted model, not a curated record